Messenger RNA from Thamnophis elegans (Western terrestrial garter snake), 1730 nucleotides. Its product is annotated as glutathione S-transferase omega-1-like. Gene Ontology annotation, molecular function: glutathione dehydrogenase (ascorbate) activity; glutathione transferase activity. The transcript has 6 exons. The coding region runs from base 628 to 1401 and encodes 257 amino acids. Lineage: Eukaryota; Metazoa; Chordata; Lepidosauria; Squamata; Natricidae. Gene Ontology annotation, cellular component: cytoplasm. Gene Ontology annotation, biological process: glutathione metabolic process. The record is from RefSeq and is a predicted model, not a curated record.
CCAAUAUUCAACAGAAAAAAAUGCACUAAAACAUAUCAUAUAUCUGCCGAGGAUAAUUGCAGAUUUAUCUUUCUAUGUUGGCUACCUUUGCGUGUCAUCAGGCAAGUUGCAUGGUUUACACAUUAAGUUGAAUCACAGGGCUUAAUAGAAGUCCAAUGUUACUGGGGUUUACAUGACAUUUAGCGUGAUGUGGAACGUUUUGAAUUCCGCUAUCCUAAGAAAAUGACGCGCAAUUGUCUAAACGCAGACAAAGGGAAACUAAACACGGGCAGAGAACUUGGCAGUAGAAUCCAUUUGCCGCCCUGUUUUUAGACCUUUUAAUCCUUGUCUUUGAUCUUCAAACGUAUGUUUACAUAGAAGAUGGAAUUUGUACUCUUCCUAACUGUACUUCAAAUGCACAGACCCUUACAGUUCAUCCGCAGCUGUAUCCGAGAGUUUGCUACGCCGGAAGUAUUUGCCGCGAUAGAAGGCUAUCAGUUCGCUCUGCCCUCCGAGCCAUUUGUUUCGCGUGGAAAUCUCUUAAGCAUCCAGCGGAAGAGGGAGAUGACCCACUAACGAAGAGGGAGGAGCCAGACUGCGUCGAGGGGCGGGUGGAGAGAAAAGGCGAAGUCUUAAGGGAAAAUUCCGAUGUGCACAGCCGGUUCCGUUUUUUCUCUGGUGAACCGAAGCAAGAUGUCUGGGGAAUUCGCUAGAAGCUUGGGAAAAGGAAAUCUAGCCCCAGGGCCAGUGCCUGAAGGAAUCAUUCGUCUGUACAGUAUGCGUUACUGCCCUUUUGCACAGAGAACUCGACUCAUCCUAAAAGCCAAAGGAAUCAACCAUGAAAUAGUUAAUAUCAAUUUGAAAAACAAACCAGAAUGGUUUUUUGAGAAGAACCCAUUUGGAAUGGUACCUGUGCUAGAAACAAGCAAGGGACAGCUGAUCUAUGAAUCUCCAAUCACUUGUGAAUAUUUGGAUGAAGCUUACCCAGAAAAGAAGUUGUACCCUGCAGACCCUUAUGAAAAAGCAUAUCAGAAAAUGCUCCUGGAAUAUUUUUCUAAGGUGCCUCCAAUAACCUACAAGUAUACUCUGGCUAUCAGGAAUGGUGAAGAUGCAUCAGCACCGAAGAGUGAAUACCAGGAGAAGCUUCUCAAGCUUGAAGAGAUGCUUGCAAACCACAAAACUAAAUUCUUUGGUGGAGAUUCAGUAUCCAUGAUUGAUUAUCUAAUCUGGCCAUGGUUUGAACGGAUGGAGGGCUUCCAGUUACUUGAAUGUUUGGACCAUACUCCAGGGUUAAAAUGCUGGGUUGAUCUGAUGAAGUUAGAUCCAGCUGUUCAGGCCACAAUAACUGAUCCUCAAAUCUUCAAGGGCUUCGUUGAACUGUAUUACAAUAAUAAUCUUGAGGCCUGUGAUUAUGGGCUCUGAAAACUAUGGGAAGCUUUUUCAGUAGAUGACAAGGGAUAUUGACAGCUAUUGCUGUAGCAUGUCAUCUGAUAUCGGAAAUGCUUUAGUUUUGUUGUGUAUUGUGUUGUGUUAUGGAAUGAGUAUAUAAUUGGACUAUUACCUGCAAUAUGUUUCCCUUUGAAAAGGAAAAUGGCCAAUAUUGAUCAGGAAGAAAAGUUUUUUUAUCGUUAUCUUUCUAUCAAUUUAAAUGAUGAUGUUGAAUUUUUUGCAUUGUUUAUCAAUUUAGAAUAGACAUCAAUUUGACUUUGUCUCUGUUAUUGCCUUUCAAGAAUAAAAACACUUCAAAUGCA